Messenger RNA from Momordica charantia (bitter melon), 3585 nucleotides. RefSeq names its product calcium-transporting ATPase 4, plasma membrane-type. Gene Ontology annotation, molecular function: ATP hydrolysis activity; ATP binding; calmodulin binding. NCBI's taxonomy places the organism in Eukaryota, Viridiplantae, Streptophyta, Magnoliopsida, Cucurbitales, Cucurbitaceae. Gene Ontology annotation, biological process: calcium ion transmembrane transport. Gene Ontology annotation, cellular component: plasma membrane; intracellular membrane-bounded organelle. The record is from RefSeq and is a predicted model, not a curated record.
UUUCUGAAACCCAAAAUUUCUGGGUUUUUACAAUUGGCCCGGCCCCACGCAAAUUCCAGAUUUUCUCCCAAUUCCCUCUUUUAGUUCACUCCCUCCUUGUUGCCCGGAGUCUGGACCAGAGCCUCUCCGUCCAAGCUUCCAUCGCCGAAUUCUUGACUCUUCUUUGCUUCUGAUCUGCUCGGAAAACCGACGGCUACGGCUUUCCGGCGAGAAAUCGAAGGAACAGAGAUCGUAUGGAGAGGUUUCUGAAGGACUUCGAAGUUGAGCACAAACAUCCUUCCGAGGAAGCCUUGAGGCGGUGGAGAUCCGCCGUCUCCGUCGUCAAGAAUCCACGGCGGAGGUUCCGAAACGUUGCAGAUCUCGUCAAGCGCUCCGAGGCCGAGAAGAAGAAGCUCAAAAUCCAGGAAAAAAUUCGAGUGGCUCUUUAUGUUCAGAAGGCAGCAUUACAGUUUAUUGAUGCCGUGCAUCGAGAUGAGUACCAUCUGUCAGAUGAGGCUAGAAAUGCUGGUUAUAAUAUUCAUCCAGAUGAACUUGCAUCCAUAGUCCGUAGUCAUGAUUUCAAGGCAUUCAAAUUCCAUGGUGGUGUCGAAGGACUUUCAAGGAAAGUUUCUGUCGCACUGGAUGCAGGCGUUAGUGAAAAGGACGUGUCCAAGAGACAAGAGAUUUAUGGUUAUAAUCGUUACACAGAGAAACCUUCCAGAUCCUUUUUGGUGUUUGUAUGGGAAGCAUUACAUGACUUGACAUUAAUUAUCCUAAUAGUUUGUGCACUAAUUUCUUUAGGCGUUGGAAUCGCCACUGAAGGAUGGCCGAAGGGGACAUAUGAUGGUUUAGGAAUCCUACUCAGUAUACUAUUGGUCGUCUUGGUUACUUCUAUUAGUGAUUACAGGCAGUCUUUGCAGUUCAAGGAUCUUGACCGGGAGAAGAAAAAAAUUUAUGUUGACGUCACUAGGGAUGGGCUAAGGAAAAAAGUUUCCAUUUAUGACUUGGUCGUUGGAGAUAUUGUUCAUCUAUCCAUUGGAGAUCAGGUUCCUGCUGAUGGGGUUUUCAUAUCAGGAUAUAGUUUGCUAAUUGAUGAGUCCAGCUUAUCAGGUGAGAGUGAACCAGUAAAUAUAGACGGGGAGAAGCCAUUUCUUCUUUCAGGAACCAAAGUGCAAGAUGGAUCUGGAAAAAUGAUGGUAACAACAGUUGGCAUGAGAACUGAAUGGGGAAAAUUGAUGGAAACCCUCAGCGAGGGAGGAGAAGAUGAGACCCCACUGCAGGUGAAGCUGAAUGGUGUAGCAACUCUUAUUGGUAAAAUUGGUUUAACUUUUGCUGUAUUGACAUUCCUAGUGAUGACAGGAAGGUUCCUCUGGGAAAAAGCUGCUCAGCAUCAAUUUACCAGCUGGUCUUCAAGUGAUGCACUUAAACUCUUGGAUUUCUUUGCCAUUGCUGUUACCAUAAUAGUCGUCGCAGUUCCUGAAGGAUUACCAUUGGCAGUGACAUUGAGCCUUGCAUUUGCUAUGAAGAAAUUGAUGAACGAGAGGGCACUUGUUAGGCAUCUGUCUGCAUGUGAGACGAUGGGUUCAGCUAGUUGCAUUUGCACAGAUAAGACAGGGACGUUAACAACAAACCAUAUGAUAGUUAGUCGUGCAUGGGUCUGUGAAAAAUUCAUGGAGAAUAAAGGCCUUGAGAGUGUAGACAAAUUAAAAUCAGAGAUCUCUGGAGAUGUUUUAGGCCUACUUUUGCUGUCCAUAUUUCAAAAUACUAGCUGCGAAGUGACUAAAGAUAAAGAUGGGCAGAACUCAAUCGUUGGUGGAACACCGACAGAAUCAGCGCUAUUAGAGUUUGGCUUGCUUUUGGGUGGGGAUUUUCAUGCCCAACGUAUAGAAUAUAAGAUACUUAAGAUUGAGCCUUUCAAUUCUGUUAGGAAGAAGAUGUCUGUACUUGUGGCUCUUCCUAAUGGUGAGGUCAGAGCUUUUGUCAAAGGUGCAUCUGAAAUAAUACUAAGUCUGUGUGAUAAGUUUGUUGAUUCCAAUGGAGAACUUAUUGACUUGACGGAAGAGAAGGUAAAGAAUGUUACAAACGUUAUCAACGGUUUUGCCAAUGAAGCUUUGAGAACGCUAUGCUUGGCCUUCAAAGAUAUGGAGGACCCGAAUGACAAAUCUAUUCCAGAUGCUGGAUAUACAUUAGUUGCAGUCGUUGGAAUCAAGGAUCCUGUUCGCCCGGGGGUCAAGGAUGCUGUUAAAACUUGUUUAGCAGCUGGAAUAACUGUGCGUAUGGUCACUGGUGACAAUAUCAAUACGGCAAAGGCUAUUGCUAAAGAAUGUGGCAUACUUACAGACGACGGUUUAGCUAUAGAAGGACCAAAUUUCCGCAAUUUAUCUCCAGAGCAGAUGAAGCAAGUUAUACCAAAACUCCAGGUGAUGGCUCGGUCCUUGCCAUUGGAUAAAUACACACUGGUUAACAAUUUGCGAAGUACAUUUGGCGAGGUCGUUGCAGUGACCGGAGAUGGGACCAAUGAUGCUCCUGCUUUGCAUGAGUCAGAUAUUGGACUAGCUAUGGGCAUUGCUGGGACAGAGGUGGCCAAGGAAAAUGCCGAUGUCAUCAUAAUGGAUGACAAUUUUUCAACAAUUGUAAAUGUUGCGAGAUGGGGACGUGCGGUUUACAUUAACAUACAAAAGUUUGUGCAGUUUCAGCUAACAGUUAACAUCGUUGCUCUAGUGAUCAAUUUCGUUUCUGCUUGCCUCUCAGGGUCUGCUCCGCUCACUGCUGUUCAGUUGCUUUGGGUGAACUUGAUUAUGGACACUCUUGGUGCUUUGGCACUUGCCACAGAGCCUCCAAACGAUGGACUUAUGCAGAGACCCCCAAUUCCCAAGGGCGUCAGCUUUAUCACCAAGGCCAUGUGGAGGAACAUUAUUGGUCAAAGUGUCUAUCAGCUCGCUGUUCUUGCGGUUCUUAACUUCGCCGGAAAGCAACUUCUUGGACUCGGUGGAUCUGAUUCCACAAUAGUCCUCAACACUUUGAUAUUUAACUCAUUUGUGUUCUGCCAGGUAUUUAACGAAAUUAACAGCCGUGAGAUAGAGAAGAUCAACAUCUUCCGAGGGAUGUUCUCGAGCAGGAUAUUUUUGGGAGUAAUGGUAUCCACAGUGGGUUUCCAAGUAAUUAUUGUUGAACUGUUGGGUGCUUUUGCAAGCACUGUGCCUUUGAGCUGGGAACUGUGGGGACUGAGUGUGUUGAUUGGAUUUGUGAGCAUGCCAGUUGCAGUUGUGUUGAAGCUCAUUCCUGUUCAUAGAGAAGAAGCAAACACAGGGCAUCAUGAUGGCUACCAACCACUCCCCUCUGGCCCAGAAUUGGCUUGAAACUCAAGGCAGAAGAAGGGAUUUGCAUUUGUUUUUGAGAUAUAUGAUAAAAUGGACUUUUGUUUAAGGUGGGGGUGCCAUCACAAUUUUUUUUUGUCUCCUUCACAAAACAAUAUUGGUCUCUCUUUUUUGUGAAAAUUCAUAGUGGUUGUGUUAAUUAUUACACUUUCUCUCUCUCUAUCUCUCUCUUUCAACUGCUGCAUCUGCAAAGAAACAAUAAAGGGAUUUUGCUAGUUCUCUUUCUCUC